Molecule: messenger RNA, 3264 nt
Organism: Penicillium soppii
Lineage: Eukaryota; Fungi; Ascomycota; Eurotiomycetes; Eurotiales; Aspergillaceae
Gene: tcsB
Product: putative sensor histidine kinase/response regulator TcsB/Sln1
Exons: 7
Coding region: 1-3264 (1087 amino acids)
Biological process (GO): phosphorelay signal transduction system; phosphorylation
Molecular function (GO): phosphorelay sensor kinase activity
Source: RefSeq, a predicted model, not a curated record
AUGAGGAUCCCUAUUGCUGUGCAGCUGGCGCUGCUGGUGUUGUUAACUGCAGUCUCGGGAGUCGCGGUACUUGCUAUUGCAACAUGGUUCACUACAUACGAUUUUGUAGUAGGCGUGGAAUCACAGGGCCUCGAACUCGUUGCGACCAUCAAAGCUAGUCAGAUUGCCUCAAAUUUGGACCUUAUCGAAACAACUUGCAAGACGAUCGCCACGCGCAUCCUGAUCCAGUCAGCUUUGAAGCGUUACUAUGCAGGAAACAACACCGUCGAAAACUGGACCAACUCGAUUGCAGAUGUACAGUCUGCGCUCGGCAGCCGAGGAUACUUGAGCCUUUAUCAGUCCGCAAUCUAUUCGAAAAAUGGCGCAAACGGGGUUGAGACCUUGCUCAACGUCACAAGUGACACAGUCCCAGAUAUCACCCUUCCAUAUACGUAUCCGAACGGAACUUCGGUGAUGCUAGGCGAUGAUGGGCUGGGCUAUCCUCCUUCUCUAUACCCAAAUUUGACAUAUCGCACAACGGGCAAUAAUGGGUCUGCAGCGGUCUAUGCGUUCUCGGAUUAUACUCUCGGGUUGGAUUCAGCCCUGUUGCUCGGUCCUCUGAAAGUCAACACAUCAUUCUCCCUCGUCUCUUUGACCUUGCCUAUUGUCAAUAAUACCUCGAACACGGACAUUAUGGGCUUCAUGACUGUCGUUGCUAGCGCCGCAAGCCUACAAAGCGUCGUCAGCUCGCGAGAUGGACUAGGAACCAGCGGCCAAGUGUUGCUCAUUGGACCUUCUCGACCUGCAAAUACUUUCGCUUCCGCCGACCAACCCGCAACAUCUACAUCUGUCGCUCAUGCCGAACAGCUUGAUAAAGCACAAGUGCACUAUAUUUUCGAACCCACUCCUCUACCCACCCAGGCGAGUCGACACACUGGCAUGUCGACCGACACUCCCUUCGUACUUUCAACAUAUCCUCUCGCCCUGAAAGUAAUGCUUCAAUCAUACGACAACGAAAACAAACCUUUGAGUGACCUGUCCACUAAAAAUGAACUUGGGGUCAGUGUUGCCGUGGGAGCCGUCCGUCCUCAAAAUUCGCUCGUUCAAUGGAUUCUUCUUGUAGAGGAGACACGGUCGGAGGCAUUUGCUCCAGUUGCUCGACUGCGCAAGAUUAUAAUCGCUUGUGUAUUUGGUACCGCAGGCGCGAUCAUCAUUUUGGUCCCUCUCUUGACACAUUGGGCUGUUGCUCCCAUUCGAAGACUACGGGCGGCAGCCCAAAAGUCAGUUGAACCUGAGAUCGCACAUCCUCGUGCGUCCGAGGAAAGAGGGAUAGCAGGAUUGGAGCUAGUCGAUGCGCAGAGGGAAUCGGUCGAGGAGCACAUGAAUGAGAAAGGGUCUCCCUCCAUGUGGGUGAAACGUCUCAGACGUCCUUUAGGCCGCUUCAACAGUUCUACUAGUAACAGUCAUUCUGAACCCCCCCGAGGCUUUCAGAUACCAGGAAGGGUGAAAGAAAGGAAAUAUUGCGUUACAGAUGAGCUCACAGAUCUGACAAAAACAUACAACGCAAUGUCAGACGAGCUUACAAUCCAGUAUACGCGACUGGAAGAACGAGUUGCUGAACGGACAAGAGAGCUCGAAAAGGCCAAAUUGACCGCGGAGACUGCCAACGAGAGCAAGACAUUGUUUAUCGCCAACAUAUCCCAUGAACUGAAAACCCCCCUCAAUGGAAUCCUGGGCAUGUGUGCGGUAUGCAUGGGCGAGGAUGACCUCUCCCGGAUCAAAAAGUCGCUUCAAGUGGUUUAUCAGUCUGGUGAUCUUCUUUUGCAUCUUUUAAAUGAUCUGCUUACAUUCAGCAAGAAUCAAAUUGAUCAGGCCAUCCAAAUUGAGGAAAAGGAAUUCAAGUUAUCAGAUGUCCGCUCGCAAUUGGCCAUCAUUUUUCAAAAUCAGGUGCAUGAGAAGCAAAUUGACUUCAGCGUCAAGUUCGUUCAUAGUGGAAUCACUGAGCCCCAAGGCACCGUUUGCCGCGAGAACGGAUUGGAACACCUACAAUUUGGUCCAACGCAACAUGGUAGAUUGGCAGACAUGGUGUUGUGGGGUGACCAGCAUCGAAUCCUUCAGGUUCUGAUCAAUUUGGUUAGCAACAGUCUGAAAUUCACGCCAGAGAAAGGAAAGGUGGAAGUCCGCAUACGGCUCGUUGAUGAGACCUCCGGGAUUGACAACCAUUUGCCACUGAGGGAUUCGUCCCGACGUCUCUCCAGACUGCGUUCUCAAACUGGAUCUAGCGCAAGCUCCUCCAUCCCCCCCACCAGUGCGAACGAGGGCCAGGCCGAUGCACAGCGGACAAUGAAACCCAAUCUUCGGCAGGUGACGUUCCAAUUUGAAGUCCAAGAUAAUGGACCAGGGAUACCCACCCACCUACAUAGGCGCAUCUUUGACCCUUUUGUACAAGGAGACUUGGGGCUCAAUCGAAAGUAUGGCGGAACCGGUUUGGGUCUCAGUAUCUGUGCUCAAUUAUCUCACAUCAUGGGAGGUGUCAUUUUGCUAGAUAGUGAUGAGGGAAAAGGAUCACUAUUCACUUUGAGAAUCCCUUUGGGCUAUGUCAAAGAAUUGGUCCCAAGUGCGCAUACUGGAAGCAUUCCUGGAUCGAGAACUCCCAGUGUGCUCUCUCUGGAAGAAUUUUCCAACGCCGUUCGAACAUCCUCGAACCAUGGCUCAGUGAGGAACGAGCCCCAUGCUCCAGGCUUUGAGAAAUCAGAGAUACAGCCCCGUUUAGUCGGCCUGAGUCAACCCUUUUUUACACCAACUGUUCCAUCUUCACCAUCACCGGUGUCAAAUAACUUACCGUCGAACCACAGCUCAUUAGAUAAUGGAGAUGGCUCGAAGAAAAUCCGUGUGUUGGUGGCUGAGGACAAUACGGUCAAUCAAGAGGUUGUUCGAAGAAUGCUUGCCCUUGAAGAAGUAUAUGACGUUACAAUCGUGAAGGACGGCCAAGAAGCAUACGAUACUGUCAAAUCAAACAUGGAGAAAGGCAAGGUUUUUGAUUUAAUCUUCAUGGAUAUCCAGAUGCCGGUGCUGGAUGGCAUCGAGAGCACUCGCCUAAUUCGACAAAUGGGAUAUUCUGCUCCUAUUGUCGCUCUUAGCGCUUUUGCAGAAGAAAGCAAUAUCAAAGAUUGCAUGGAUUGUGGAAUGGACAUGUUUAUAAGCAAACCCAUUCGAAGACCUGCUCUGAAGCAAGUACUCAGCAAGUUUUCCACUAUUAUUGAGGAAGCUGAAACUGGAUCUUGA